Molecule: messenger RNA, 2005 nt
Organism: Mustela erminea (ermine)
Lineage: Eukaryota; Metazoa; Chordata; Mammalia; Carnivora; Mustelidae
Product: UL16-binding protein 3-like
Exons: 5
Coding region: 1-1128 (375 amino acids)
Biological process (GO): antigen processing and presentation of endogenous peptide antigen via MHC class I via ER pathway, TAP-independent; antigen processing and presentation of endogenous peptide antigen via MHC class Ib; immune response
Cellular component (GO): external side of plasma membrane
Source: RefSeq, a predicted model, not a curated record
AUGAUUCAGUCCGUCGCUGCCUCCAGCUGGCAGCGUCGCCCAGCGAGUUCGCUCAGCUGGCAGCUCCGCCUUUGGCUCGGUCCUCGGCCGCUUGCCUCCGUCCGCGCGUGUUCCCUCGCCUCUGCCGCAAGCAUAAGAAGGGGAAGUUGGGCGACGGUGAGCAGCUUCUCCGGGACAGAGACCGGGUCCCUCUCGGCGGGAGACAGGCGCCCUCCCGCGCAGCCCGCCCGGCCCAGCAAGCACGUUCUGCUUCCCACCGGGGUUCCUUCGGAAGCCACUCCGCGCCUCACCUGGCACCCCCCAUCCCGGCUCGGGGUCGCGAUGGAGCCCACGGCCGCCGCCACCACGCUCACGGGGCGCUCGGGGCUCCUGUUCCUGCUGUUUCUCCUGCGGCUGCCGCGCGGCAUCACGGCGGCGCCGGCCGGGUUGGUCGUGGGCGCGACGCGCGGCGGAGCAGGGACAGAUGCUCUCUCGCUUUCCUACAAUUUCUCCAUCACAUCUCAGGCCAGGCCUGGACAACCGUGGUGUGAGAUUCAAGGCCGGGUCAGUGGAAACGAGUAUCUUUACUAUGCCUGUGGGAGCAAGCGGGUCAUACCCAUCGGUCCUUGGGGGAUGAAGCUGGAGGACACAGCAUUCUGGGACACACAGAUGGAACCUCUGGAGGACCUGGGGGAAGAGCUCAGAAAGAAACUGCUGGACAUCAAAGCAGAGAUUUUCACUGAGAGCGAUUCUCUCACCCUGCAGGUCAGCCUGAUGUGUGAGCCUGGGGCCCACGGACACAGCAGAGGAUCCUGGCGGUUUGUCUUCACUGAACAGUUAACCUGCCUCUUUGACCCGGAGAACAGAAAGUGGAUAGAGAUUCCUCCUGGAGACCAACAGGUUAAGGACAUGUUGGACGGUGACAGAGAGUUGACUGAGCUCCUCAUGAAGAUCGCAAACGGAGACUGUAAGAGAUGGCUCCAGAAACUGCGGGAGCACAGCAAUGAGAUGCAGGAGACCACAGGAGCACCGGCCACAACCCCGCCUGUAGCUCUGGUCAAAGACGCCGCCAUCAGGCCGAUCACUUCUGUCCUCCUUGUGGUCCUCACGCACUUAAUCCUCCUUGUUGUCCAAGGCAUAAUCCUUUGAGUAACAGCUACAGGAACAAGCUCCUCUUCCUCUUUUAGAGGCUGAAGUUGCUACAGAAGGCCUGAGGAUCUCUCUCCUGCACUCGUUCUCCCUUCUAAUGAGUGGCUUCUACCUGCUGUCCAUGUCCACCGAUGGGACCUUCGAUCUCUGUGGCGAAGGCAGAAUCCUCCAGUCCUCCAGGAGAUAGUGAUUAUGGUGGAGUAUUUCCCUGCCUUUGUUCUCCGUCUUGAUGAUCCACCUCUGCAUUUUUUCGUAACAUGGAUGCUCUGGUGCCAACUGUUGGGAUUCCUGUACUUGGCCUUCUAACUGCCUGAACAAGAAUUCUGAACAAAGAGAAUAUUUCCCAAGUUCUCCUUCAGUGUUGGAAAUCAGACACUCGUCAAUAUCAUGAGCUGCUCAUUGCUAAAAGAAUACUCUGUGAAAGUGGAGAAUCUCAGGGCUUCUUUCUUCUGACACUCAGAUCUGUUGAGUAGAACAAGGUUGUAUUUAUGAUAGUUUCCUUUAGAAAUUUAUCCUUUAAAUAGGUAUUUAAAUAAAAUAUUAAAGGUUACAUUAUUUCAGAAGUUUACAUUAUGACGCAGUGGAUAGAAAUGGCAUUCAAUCUCUCUGAAACCACCUCUCAAAUAGUCAUCUGUCAGUAUCAGACAUGAUCCUGACACUCUGGAUGCAGAAGAAAUUCUGGAAAUGAAGCAAUGAGAUUAGAAUUUCCCCAGACCAGACAUCUCCAGUAGUGACUCUCUUUUGAUUCCUCCCCUCUGACUCACCUCCUUCAAGGCACAGUGAGUCUUCAAGAAGGAAACAGAUCUGCUUCUAAAAGUUGAGAUGCCCUUCAACAGAGGAGUGGAUAAUGAAGAUGUGGUCCAUAUACAUAAGGGAA